AUGUCGUUGGAGAACCAGCUCAUCCUUGCAUCUAGUUUUAUCGACUUUGUCACCAAACUGAUUCCGCACCUAGGCAUUCUGUUCUCCCUGAUGAUAGUGACCAGCCUCAUAACCCGUCAAGAUACCAGAAAUACUAUCCACACAGGAAGCAUGGAGGUUGCUAAGCCCAUCCGACAAGUUAAAGUCCGGCUAUCAACUAGUAAGACUUGCAGUGACGCCGUUCAAGGACCAUCUGUGCACUCUCAAUUAGCCACGAUCGACCAUCGGGUACACGCACGCUGGCCCCAUAAGUUCGUGCACACUAUUUCUCUACUUGUCUUUUUCGUGUGGGGACUCGUCAUACUUUCUCUUCACGUCGCCGCGGCAAAGCGAGCGGUCAACUACCAAGUCGCAGGAUGCAGAACCAUCACCCGACCGUGGUUCUCCAGUGGAAAAGAACCUUGUUCCAGCUUAAUUUACGACUGUCAUGCAAGGAACAAGUCCUCACCGGAUGACGCAUCAUUAGAGAAUCUCGAUCCCCAAACGCUCGUCGGUCUAGCGGUUGUGCACUGCCCGGCACUGCGAAUGCCUGCCACAUUUCAGAACUUCACCAGUCUCAUGAUGAUCCACAUUUUCAACUCAACCAUAACUAGCUGGGACGUUGAUAGUUCCAUCUCGGCAUCAAAGCACACGCGUUUGAUGGCAAUUCUAUUUAGAAAUAUACAAUUGUCGGAGAUUCCGGUUGGUAUGCGGCAGUCAGUGCCGCCCAUGUUGAAGACGAUUCGAAUUUCUGGAUCCAAUUUAUCAGAGCUGCCAGAUGAUUUGCCUUCUCGAUGGCGCGGCCUUGCGGUGCUGGCGAUCGAGGACAGCAACCUUGAGAGUAUUCCUCCGGGCAUUUUUGCGAUGAGGCUAGCUGUGCUUUCACUCAAGGGUAACCAGAUCAAGGUUAUCUCUCCAGAGGCGAGGGUGCCUUCUAAUGCGGCCAUCUUGCAGGUGCGACUGAGUCAAAAUCCAAUCCAAGAGCUGCCCGAGUCGUUGAUGGCACCAAACUCCCUAAUCCCGUCGCUUAAUGUGCAAAACACGAGCCUCCAGAGCUUCCCGUCGUGGGUGGAAACGCAGACAAAAGUCGUGUGGGCCUACGGCACCCCUUUCUGCAAGUCAUUGUCAACUACAGCAUCGACUAGUACGGUCAAGUGCUUCAAUCCGGGGACAAGCACUCGCGAACCCAACUUUCCAGUUGAGCUUUUCGAGAAGCUCUACGCUAUACAUUGA
Messenger RNA from Phytophthora nicotianae INRA-310, 1251 nucleotides. RefSeq lists its product as hypothetical. Lineage: Eukaryota; Oomycota; Peronosporomycetes; Peronosporales; Peronosporaceae. The coding region runs from base 1 to 1251 and encodes 416 amino acids. The record is from RefSeq and is a predicted model, not a curated record. The transcript has a single exon.